CGGAGGAGCCUCGCCGCCCCCCUCGCCGGAAGUGGAGGAGGGGACCCCGGCUCUCCCUUGCUUUCGUAGACCGCACUCAGGUUGGAGAGGAAGGGUGUGCGGGAAGGCGGCCGACCACCUUCCUCCGGCUGGGACCCGGAAAGACGCGGCGGACUCGGGGACGCCUGAGAGGGGGCGCAGCUGCCGCCGAGCUUCCGGAAGUUGAGGGUUUUGUUUCCGUGGGGAAGAUCUUAAGAAACGGACAGGGACGCGCCGCUGAGUCCUCCCAGCGCAGUAGCUGGCCUGAACUGGGGGCCCAAUCCCGGCGCCCGUGAGCGUGAUUUUUCCGUGUGAGGCCUGUGGUUCCCUGCGACCUCGUUUAUGGAGGGCUGUAGAGUCUAGCGGCGAUACAUCAUCCUGAUAGGCCCGCGUUUCACCAAGUAAGAUGAAAUUCCAGCAGGUCAAAGAAUCCUGUCUAUCUAUGAAAUGCAGUUAACAGAGCAACUGGACCUGUUUCCUGAGUACAGGGUGACCCUUCUGUUAUUUAAAGAUGUGAAAAAUGCUGGAGCCUUGAGAAAAAAGGCCAUGGAAGGUGGCAUUGACGGCUCAUUAAUCAACCCUACAGUGAUUGUGGAUCCAUUUCAGAUACUUGUGGCAGCAAACAAAGCAGUUCACCUCUACAAACUGGGGAAAAUGAAGACAAGAACUCUAUCUACGGAAAUUAUUUUCAAUCUUUCCCCAAAUAAUAAUAUUUCAGAGGCCUUGAAAAAAUUUGGUAUUUCGGCAAAUGACACUUCAGUUCUAAUUGCUUAUAUUGAAGAGGGAGAAAAACAAAUAAAUCAAGAAGACAUCAUAUCUCAGGUAGAAGGUCAUCAAGUUCCUUUGAAAGAACUCACUGAAAUAACAGAUAUUACAGAAGUCAAAAAGAUAUAUAAACUAUCUUCACAAGAAGAAAGAAUUGGGACAUUAUUGGAUGGUAUCAUUUGUAGAAUGUCAACAAAAGAUGUUCUGUAAAAUGAUAAAAAUAUUAAAAAUUUUCAGCAUUUAUAAAAAACUGUUUU
Messenger RNA from Phacochoerus africanus (Common warthog), 1040 nucleotides. RefSeq names its product TP53RK binding protein (gene TPRKB). The transcript has 6 exons. Gene Ontology annotation, cellular component: EKC/KEOPS complex; cytosol; nucleus. The record is from RefSeq and is a predicted model, not a curated record. The coding region runs from base 466 to 993 and encodes 175 amino acids. NCBI's taxonomy places the organism in Eukaryota, Metazoa, Chordata, Mammalia, Artiodactyla, Suidae. Gene Ontology annotation, biological process: tRNA threonylcarbamoyladenosine modification; telomere maintenance via recombination.